Messenger RNA from Anoplopoma fimbria (sablefish), 1191 nucleotides. RefSeq names its product homeobox protein Hox-B1a-like. Gene Ontology annotation, biological process: regulation of transcription by RNA polymerase II. Lineage: Eukaryota; Metazoa; Chordata; Actinopteri; Perciformes; Anoplopomatidae. The record is from RefSeq and is a predicted model, not a curated record. Gene Ontology annotation, molecular function: DNA-binding transcription factor activity, RNA polymerase II-specific; RNA polymerase II cis-regulatory region sequence-specific DNA binding. Gene Ontology annotation, cellular component: nucleus.
AUGGACAACAUGAACUCGUUUGUGGAGUACUCCAUCUGUAACCGACCGGGGACCGGCGCUUACGCUGCGCCUAAACCUGCUUACAACCAUUAUCACCAUCACAAUCUGCAUCACCAUCCUCUGGAGCAGCAUCAGGCCUUCCCGGUGACCUCCUCCUUCCACGCAGGGCCCACCGGCUCUCCGGCUCCCGUUAAGGGGACGAGGGGUGACAGCGGCUCCGGGGGAGAGACUUACACCGGGGAUGCGCGGCUGUACGGGGCCUCUGGACCGCACGGGACCGCGGGGGCGACCCAGCAUCAUCAGCAGCAUCAUCAUCAUCAUCAUCAUGAGCAACAACAGCAUCAGCAGACGCACAACGGCUACCAUCAUCAACUUCUCCAGACCCAGAGCUUACAAAGUGGAACACUGUCGGCCUAUAAUAACGGGAAUACCGGGAACACCGGGGCCUAUGCGGGUCAGGCGUGCACCACAAACCCGGAUUAUUUGAACCCUCCCAACACCGUUCACCCCCAGUAUUUCAUUGAGGAGCCCGUGGCCUCCACCUACUAUCAUCAAUCAACCUUCCCCACAUCGGCCCCCACCGUCGGCCCCAGCUACGGGGCCUUGGCCGGGGCCUACUGCGGGCCCCAGGGCGCUCUGGCCGGGCCACAGUACCCGCAGCAGCUCGGCGGGGGCCUGGACGCAGCGGGCUACCUGGGGCUUCCACGGGGAGGUUACGGGGAGCUGCCGGUGUCCCAGGACCGAGAGAGGGGAGACGAGGAGGGCCAGCAGGCCGGGCAGGGUCAGACCUUCGACUGGAUGAAGGUGAAGAGGAACCCGCCGAAAACAGUCAAAGUGUCGGACUUCGGCCUCGCGGGCGCGCACAACAACGCCAUGCGCACCAACUUCAGCACGCGGCAGCUGACGGAGCUGGAGAAGGAGUUCCACUUCAGCAAGUACCUGACGCGAGCGCGGCGGGUGGAGAUCGCCGCCACGCUCGAGCUCAACGAGACGCAGGUGAAGAUCUGGUUCCAGAACCGGCGCAUGAAGCAGAAGAAGCGCGAGCGGGAGGGCGCCUCCGCCACCGCGCGCCCUUCAUCCUCCUCCUCCUCCUCCGGGGCCGACGGCGGCGGCUGCAACAAAGACCCGGAGGACACCGAUCACUCCUCCGCGUCCACGUCUCCGGGCGCGUCCUCGAGCUCUGAGACGUAG